Messenger RNA from Lagopus leucura (white-tailed ptarmigan), 3686 nucleotides. RefSeq names its product non-SMC condensin II complex subunit G2 (gene NCAPG2). The transcript has 28 exons. Gene Ontology annotation, cellular component: nucleus; condensin complex. The coding region runs from base 71 to 3505 and encodes 1144 amino acids. Gene Ontology annotation, biological process: mitotic sister chromatid segregation. Lineage: Eukaryota; Metazoa; Chordata; Aves; Galliformes; Phasianidae. The record is from RefSeq and is a predicted model, not a curated record.
GGGAACGCGACCCCUGGGUCUAUGAAGAUUUCUUUCUGUGGAAGCGUUAGCAAGGAUAAACAAGACCACAAUGAAACGUGAAGCAUUUUUACAAGCUGUGUCUAAAAAGUCAAUUGAGGACUUCUUGCGUUUUACUCAAAUUUCUAAAGAUACAUUUGAUCCUUUCAAUCUGAAUGAAUUACUUCAAGAAUUGUCAAGAAAACAAAAAGAAGUACUAUGGGAGAGACUGAGACACCUGUUGAAAGAGACCUUGAUGGAGAAGCCUGUAGAAACGUGGCAAAGGGUAGAAGAUGCUGAAAGUAAUGAUGGCAUGGAAGUCGACAGUGCUCCAGAAAUGAAACAAACUGUAGCUGUGAUCCAUGGAGUGACAGCUGUAGUUAUCACUUCCAUACCCGUAGUGGAUGAAACUGUGAACUACAAAGCUCUUCUAGAAUGUGCCUUUAUAUUAAAUGGUAUUGUUCCUGCAUUACCUGAAUCUGAAAAUGUCCUACAGAGUGCCAUCCAGCGUGUGUGUGAAAUGUGGUGGGAGAAAGGACUGGAAGGAAAGGAGCAGCUAGGGAAAACAGUAUUUAUUUUACUGUUAAGAAAAAGUCUGAGUAAAGCUGCUACGGGCGUAGACAUCGUUAGUCUGUGGAAACUACAUCAGACCUUACUUUGUUUUGAUUAUGAUUCAGAGGACAGUAAUGAAAUCAAAGACCUGUUACUUCAGUGUUUCAUGAGUGUAAAGCACAUCAAAAAAGAAGAGGGAAGAAGAAUUUUGAGCUUUUUCUUCAGCUGGAAUGUCAACUUCAUUAAAAUGAUACACGGAACUGUUAAGAACCAAUUACAGUUCUUUCCAAGAUCCUUGAUGGAAUACAUUUCAGAAAUUUACUUCAGAGCAUGGAAGAAGGUAUCAGGAGAAGCUUUAGAGAUACUUGAACACAAUUGUAUUCAGGAUUUCAUGCACCAUGGAAUUCAUCUUCCCAGAAGUUCUUCUGUUUAUUCUAAAGUUAGAGAGAUGCUGAGUUAUUUUCAUAAACAAAGUAAAGUUCGUCAAGGAGUUGAAGAAAUGCUCUGUCGGUUGUAUAAACCCAUCCUUUGGAGAGCACUAAAGGCAAGAAACUCAGAAGUUCGAUCGAAUGCAGCAUUUUUGUUUAUUGAUGCUUUUCCUAUUCGUGAUCCUAGUUGUAACACUGAAGAAAUGGAUGCUGAAAUUCAGAAACAGUUUGAAGAACUUUUUAGCCUCUUGGAAGAUCCUCAUCCAGUUGUCCGCUCUACAGGGAUACUUGGAGUUAGUCAGAUAACAUCCAAAUACUGGGAGAUGAUUCCUCCAACAGUUAUUACUGACCUUUUAAAAAAGCUAAUUGAAGAGCUGGCGUGUGAUGUAACAUCUGCUGACGUUCGAUGCUCGGUUUUUAAAUGUCUACCGAUAACUUUGGACAACAAAUUAAGUCAUCCAUUGCUGGAGCAGCUCCUGCCAACAGUUAAACACAGCCUUCAUGACAAUUCAGAGAAAGUGCGAGUGGCUUUUGUAGAUAUGCUGCUGAAAAUAAAGGCUACGAAGGCAGCAAAGUUCUGGAAGAUCUGUCCCAUGGAGCACCUCCUGGCUCGCCUCGAGGUUGAUUCGCGGCCCGUGUCGCGGCGCAUUGUCAAUCUCUUAUUCAACUCCUUCCUGCCUGUGAACCAGCCUGAGGAUGUGUGGUGUGAGCGCUGUGUUACUUUGAUCCAGAUGAAUUCAGCAGCAGCUAGAAAGUUCUAUCAAUAUGCUUAUGAGUAUACUGCUCCCACUAAUAUAGCUAAAUUGAUGCUAACUAUUCGACGCUGCUUGAAUGCCUGCAUCCAGAAAGCAGUGAAAGAGAGUUUUGAUGAUGAUGGUGAAGAUGAAGGUGAAAAGGAGAACCUAAGUGUGUUGAAUGAUGUGCUGUCAAUAAAUGACAUGGCCAGCAUGGCGAGUUUAUUGGAGAUUACAGUGAUUCUCUGGAGAAGUAUUCACAAAGCGUUGGAUCACAAUGAAGAUGCCAAAGAUUACACCAUCAGAAAAUUUGCUUCUGUACUUCCUGAGUAUUUAAAAGUAUUUAAGGAUGACCGUUGCACAACUCCAUUGGUUAUUCUGGCAUCCUUUAUGCCCCCUGCUGCUAUUCCUACUUUCAGCUGUGGUGUGAUCUCCAAACUCAGAAACAUUGACAGUGGAGCUGACCAAAGCAAAUACUCUACCCUGAUAGACUGUAUGUGUCGCUGGGGUCAAGUGGGUCAUGUGUUGGAACUGGCCUGUGACUGGCUGUCAGACAUGCUAACCCCAAAAAAGAAUGUUAAAACAUCGGAACGGCGCGUACGUAUCCAUGUGACACAUGAAUCGAAGCCAGAAUUAGCACUUGAUUACAUUGAAUAUUUAUUGACUCAUCCUGUCAAUCGUGGUUGCCUCCUCUCCGUUCCUAAAAAGAAACUGAACCAUCUUCUGAAAGUUCUCAGUGCUGCUAAGGAGAUUCUUGGCUCAGUUCUGAAAACAGCUGAUACAAAUCGUGGUAGCUGCAAUCAAAGAACUGGCUUAAGAGCCUUCAGCCUAUGUUGCAGGUUGAGUAUUCAUCUUCAAAACAAGUUUUCUGAAGAAGGAAAAGAUUAUCUGUCACAUCUGCAGGAGACAGGGGCUUGGGUAGAAAGUCACGUUUUACCUUAUAUACUAGCAACUGAACAAGAGGAUGGAAUUGCAAAACAGAGUAAUGUUCCUGAAUUAAUUAUCCAGGACUAUCUGUCAGUCUGCAAAGAUGUCAUAAUGGUUGGUCUCGGAAACGUCAAGUUUCAACUGUACUUUUUAGAUGUGGCACUUUCAGUUAUACAAACAGCCAGGGGUGGCUUUUGUGCACCUGUGCUGCUGUGUGCACUAAAAGAAAUUACUGAAGCUUCUGUGACUCAGAGCACUGAGGUGGAUGAAGUAGCCCAGGUCCUCCAUGCUGUACAGAGCAUCUUCCAGAAGGUUUUAGAAUGUGUUGCAAGCAGAGUCAAGGAACAGAAUGGAGAAGGGAUUCAGUUGAUUCAGUCUGUUCAAACACCUCUCGGAGAUUUCUUACACGCAGUCCAAUGCUGGCAUUCACUUUGCCCUGCAGUUCACCAGAGUGUGUUCUCCACUCUCCUAGCUGCAAUACUGGCAGAGAUAAAGUAUACACUACAGGAGGCUUCCGGUGAAGAAGCUUUCACGAUACCAAGGACAGUUUCAGACCUUCCGCCUCUUUCAAGCAGCUUAAUGGCAAUAAUUAUGAAGUCUGUUAAUGUGGUCAGGUCAUUUUUAAAUGAAUUACUGGAAUGCAUUCUAUCUGAAGAAAUUGAAGGGAUUUUUAGUCUUACAUCUGUGGUCUGCACUGUGAUUGUAAUUAAAGGUAAGCACAAAACAUCACUUCUAAAAGAUGUUGCACCUGUCAUUCAGAGAAAGCUUAUGACCUACAAGGAAGCUGCCACAGAAGAAUUUAGCAGUACUGAAAGAAUAAUGUAUGAAUCAUCUCAGAAAAUUUUGGAUGAACUCCUGAAUCCUUGACCAUGUGGAAGCUGUUGUCAUAAAAUCUGAAAGGAGAUAUAUUGUUUAAAGGAAAAUAUCAUAUUGUAAAUUUAUUAAUAGCUAAGAUUUAUUUUCUGCUAUUCUGUACAGUUAAAGCAGGCAAAAAGUAUUUAAGUGUAUAUAGAAAACAUGUGGUAUUAAAGAUUGCCAAAGACCUUUA